GAGAAAUAUGAGAUCUUUUAUAGUGAUGAUCCUUCUAGUAGCAGUAGUGGUAUCUUGUGCCAAAGAUCCAUUCAGAGGAGAGGAUUAUGAAGCAGGCCUCCUUGAAGUAGAGCCAGGUGAUGAGAUGUUCUAUUGGCUUCUGAGGUCCAGAUCAAGACCUAAUAAAGACCCUCUUGUGGUAUGGCUUUCUGGUGGUCCAGGUUGAUCCUCAUUAGUAGCCUUGUUUUAUGAAAAUGGACCAUGGACAAUCAAUGAAGACUUGAGUUUAAAGACUAACCCUUACUCUUGGAAUGAAGCCGCUAACGUUUUAUAUGUUGAUCAGCCCUUAGGAACAGGGUUUAGCACCACCACCAAUCCUGAUCACUACGCAACAAAUAAGGAUGAGCUUGCUGAAACAUUUUAUAAAUUUAUAGUCAAAUUUAUGGAGAAACAUCCUGAAUAUAAGAAGAGAGCAUUUUAUAUCACUGGUGAAAGCUAUGCUGGACAUAUGAUACCUGCAAUUUCCUCACAUUUUAUAAAGAAAAACAACACUGACAUCAAUUUAAAAUCUGUGGCUAUCGGAAAUGGAUGGGUCAAACCUGUUCUCCAAUACCCUGCAUAUAGAGAAUAUGCCCAUGAAAACAAACUCAUUGGAGAAAUUGAUAACAAAGUGCUUUAUGCUGGUUUUUGGGCAUGAAAGCAAUUAAUUAACUUCAACUUCAAAACACUUGCUUACAAACAAUGUCAGCACAUGCUGAUGUACUCCAUUGGAGGAGGCACUGAUAAGAGCAACUUUAACUUCUACGACAUCAGGAAGAAGUGCGACCAUCCUCCUCUCUGCUAUGAUAUGAGUGGGGUAGACAAGCUACUGGCUAAGCCAGAGAUUCAGGAGUUGCUAGGCGUAAAUCCCAAAUCUACUGUGGAUCCAUUAUCUCCAUUUAAUCCUGAAUCUGUGGGUAAGGAUGCAACUUGGAAGUCAUGCAGACUCGACAUUCAAGCUUUGAUGCUCGGUGACUGGACGAAUGAUUCUUCAGUCCAGGUCAGAGACACACUUGAAAAUGGAGUUGGUGUCUUUGUGUACAAUGGUGAUCAAGAUUACGCUUGUAACUGGAGAGGCUCUGAAGAUUGGACAAGCGAGGUAUUCUGGGAGCAUAAGGACUGUGGAAACGGAUAUAAAUGUGGGGUUCAGAAUUGGAUGAUGGACGAGCCAUAUCAAAAGUGGGUAGUGGAUGGUAAAGAAGCUGGAGAGUUUAAAAAAGUUGACAACUUCUCGUUCUUGAAAGUAUAUCAAGCUGGCCAUAUGGUGCCAAUGGAUCAACCAAGAAACUCUCUAGUUAUGUUCAAAUUAUUCUUGAACAGAGCAUUUUAA
Moneuplotes crassus is the source of this 1348-nucleotide messenger RNA. NCBI's taxonomy places the organism in Eukaryota, Ciliophora, Spirotrichea, Euplotida, Euplotidae. The record is from the annotation of a GenBank genome assembly.